Molecule: messenger RNA, 2333 nt
Organism: Ectocarpus siliculosus
Lineage: Eukaryota; Phaeophyceae; Ectocarpales; Ectocarpaceae
Source: the annotation of a GenBank genome assembly
AUGGCGCUGGCGCAGCCUCUGUUGUACCCGCUGCUUCAGCCGAAGGGGGAGGCCGGUGACGGCGACGAUCUGUUAGACCAGUACCGUAGGGCUGAGUUGCAGACGCUCGCCAAAACAAACCCGUUGGUUUGCGCGGCGUUGACCGUGAUCGAAGGGCUGAAGAACAUCGUCGAGACCUGCCUGGUUUGCGGCGACCAAAUACAGGGGCACACCGUGUCGAUGCCGACCGUGUGCCACCAGCGCUUGUGUACAUCGACCUCGCGAGUUUUGGAGAGACGGAAGCGCUGGACCUUCGAGUUUCAUCAAGCCCAGUCGCCCACCAUGUCCCCGGCGAGGCAGGUUGUGCGAAAGAAGCUUUUCGAGGCGCCGUCGGACAUCGUCCUCGUAAGUCCUGCGGGAGGUGUAGAAGGACAGGUGCUCAACAACGGCGAGGUGGUGGAACUGUUGAUCAACCUCUUCCGUAGAGCCUUGGAGGGCACUCGGCCCGAGCUAGGCUUUCCGGAUGCGGUGUUCGGACUUCGGGGGACCGGUCGCAAGAGGACCAAGAGCGUCAUCGAAAAAGUGCGUCUGGUGCUGAACGCGCUGCCGUCCGUGGCAGACAUGCAACGUUGCAUCAGGGGGGAGGGAAGCCUUGGCAACGAGGAGAAGAAGAAUGACAGCAUCGGAGAGCUUUCUUCGCCGUCAUCCUUUGUUUGUCAAGUGGGUGGUGGUGGUGGUGUUAGUGGUGGUGUCGGGGUCCCGUUUGGAGCUAGGGUGGCUGUCGCUGGUGUCGACGAUGACACGGGACGUGGCGAGGGCAGCGACGCCGAGGCAAAGGAACCCCCUUCCGGAGAGGUUUCGCCCCUGAAGGAGGCGUUGUCGAAAAUCGACCAGCUGUUGUACCCCCUGCUGGAGUGGCUGCUGUCGACGAUUCACGGAGGACACCUGCACCUGUUGAAGGAAGCUGAAGCUAUCCAGGGGGUUUCGUGCAAGAAGCAGUUCGUGCUUACAGACACUUCAGCGCGAGAGGAGUGUUUCCAGGCGAUGAAGCGGGAGGCAGCGGCGUCGUCGAACGGGACAGGAUCAUUUUUCGCGUUCCACGGCAGCGCUCCGGGCAACUGGCACGGGAUCCUUCGCUUGGGUAUCAAGAACAUGUCAGGCUCGGAGUACAUGUCGAACGGGUCUGUUUGCGGCAAGGGCAUCUACAUGGGUCGUACUCUGGGCGCGUCGCUUUCCUACACGCUGGAAGUACGUCGGCCAGUCGUGAGAAUCGCUGCUACUCCUGCCACUGCGGCAAGACCCAAAGCUACCAACCGUGGCAUAGUUGCUGCCAUUUCUCGUGCUGCUUCUCGUGUUUUUGGUCGUGCUACCACCAAGGCUUCCCGUGCCGCUGCUUCCAGCACGGCUGCAAAUGCUACCGGUGCUGCUCCUGCUCCUGCCUUUGUUGGAAGCCCUUCGACGCAAGGCGCUGCAUCUGGCGGUCGCGGUGGGCACGGGAACAGGUUGAACCCACCCGCCGUCAACGCACUGAAAGCACCCCCCAUAGUUGCUGUAUGUGAAGUCAUCGACAGACCGGAAUACAAGCGGAACAACCGUCUCCUGGUUAUUCCGGACGAGCACUGCGUGGCGACGAGGUUCCUGCUGAUCGACCCCAGCAGGGCAAGUCUCCGGUUGGCCAAUGUUGACUUGGCGGCUGCCGCGGAGGCACGGUAUGCGAGCAUUCACCCCGCCGUAUAGCGUCGUCCCCAACGAAUUGCAUUUGUGAUCUUGCCUGUGAAGACCGGCGUUGGUACCGAUUUUCUUGCGGCGCUGUCGCCUGGCGGUGGUCGCGGGGGGCCACAAGGCAGCCAGAAAUGUUUUACACUGCGUAUAAUGCAGCAUGACAGUGUUGAGAUAGGGGGUAUCUCGUCUGCACAGCGUUCGGCGCAACGCAUGUGAGCCAACGUGCCGCGAUUCCCUCAUCUGUGGAAACCACGAUUCUUGAAAUUUCUGUUCCUAGGCAACAAGCUGAAACCCUUUCGGGGGGACAGGAGUAAAGGUUCUUGCGGUGUGCCCAUGCUUACAUUUAGUGGAAUGUUUCAAGAGACGUUUGGUAAGGUAUCCCCAUGCGAUUAGAUCGUAAAAGUGCUAUUUACCUAGGAACAGAUAGGGAACCAUGCAAGGUAUGGGGCGGGUUGCCUGGAACGUAUCCGCGUUAUAGAGUUUAGAUCAUAAAAGUGCUACUUACAUAGGAACAGAUCGGGAACCAUGCAAGGCAUGGAUGGGGCGGGUUGCCUGGAAAUUAUCCGGGUUAUAGAGUUGGCACAUGUGAACCCAAGUCGUCGACGGGUUGAAUACAAUUAGAUUGGGUACCG